Molecule: messenger RNA, 552 nt
Organism: Oldenlandia corymbosa var. corymbosa
Lineage: Eukaryota; Viridiplantae; Streptophyta; Magnoliopsida; Gentianales; Rubiaceae
Source: the annotation of a GenBank genome assembly
AUGGGAAGUAGACUUGGAAGAAGAGUAGUUCAUUUUGCAAACCUGCCAAUUAAGCUCCUGAUGCCUACAUCCUUUUCCAAUAUUACUGAAAUUGCCUUGAAAACAAUCCCAUCUGCUUCCAAGAUUGAGAUUAAGAGGGUACUGGAGUCACUGUACGGGUUUGAGGUGGACAACGUAAGGACCUUGAACAUGGAUGGGAAGAAGAAGAAGCGUGGUGGUUUGUUGAUUGCAAAACCUGAUUAUAAGAAAGCUUAUGUAACCCUGAAAUAUCCUCUGUCCAUAUCCCCUGAUGUGUAUCCCAUUAAGGUUAUUGCGGAGGAUAAGAAAAAUUUAGCUAAACCUUCGCAGAAAACCAGCAUUGAGGAUGCUGAGCCGAAGAGUACACAUUGGCUUGAUGAUCAAAAGAGUGAACCCAGAAAGGGGUCCUACAGAUACAGGCGAGAGAGCUUCAGCUCAACUCGUGGUGAGCAUGGCGGAAGCAGUACUGGGGAUGGUGCUGCUAGGCCAGUUGCCAAAUUUCCAUGGAGCAGUAUGAAGCCGUUUUCGAGAUAG